Messenger RNA from Entrophospora candida, 828 nucleotides. NCBI's taxonomy places the organism in Eukaryota, Fungi, Glomeromycota, Glomeromycetes, Entrophosporales, Entrophosporaceae. The record is from the annotation of a GenBank genome assembly.
AAAGCAGGUGAACAAGUUCGUACAAUGACAGUGGAUACUGUUAAAAACACUUUUUGGGUUUAUACAGAUUCAUCGAUAUUUGAACUUAUUAUAAAUAAAGAGGAUAGAGAUGUAUGGAAGUUAUAUUUGGAAAAACAAAAGUUUGAUAUAGCAUUGAAAUACUGUAAGAAUCAAGCUCAAUGCGACAAAGUUUUAACUACACAAGCAGAUUAUUAUUUCUCACAAGGACAAUUCACACAAUCUGCCAAUUAUUAUGCCCAAUCUACUGUGCCAUUUGAAGAGGUGGCACUUAAAUUUAUUGAAUGUGAUCAAAGAGAUGCUUUAAGAACUUAUUUAUUGAAUAAACUGAAUAAGUUAAGACGAAUGGAUCUGACUCAAAAAACAAUGAUUUCAACUUGGCUUGUUGAAAUAUAUUUAAACAAACUUAAUAUGUUAGAAGAUUCUUCAACCUUAUCAAGUGUUGGAUUUGAGGAUUCACACUUAGAUCGACCUACAACAUAUAAUCUUAUUGCUAGUCAUGGACAUGUGAAAGAAUUGCUUUUCUAUGCUACUUUAAUAGGUGAUUAUGAAAAAUUCAUUUCACAUUGGAUUUAUGAAUCUGAUUAUAAACAAGCUUUAGAUGUGUUGAGUAAAGAGGCUUCUAAUGAUACAUUCUAUAAAUUUGCACCAAUAUUAAUGGAACAUGCACCAUAUGAAACUGUUAAUGUCUGGAUGCGACAACCAAAUCUUAAUCCAAGAAAUCUAAUGCCAGCAUUAUUGAAAUAUGAUCACUCAAAUGCACCAGAAAAUGUCACACAAAACCAAGCUAUAAGAUAUUUACAAUAUGUG